CGUCCUUGAAUUAAGCAAUAUGGUUUUGCUCUUUGCGAUGGUGGUAACUCUUUUAUUUCAUUCCAUACGGCAAUACAAGAUCAUCUCCAGUGUGUAUUCAAAGAUACUGUCUCGGUCGAAUCUUGCUUGGCUGAUAUGUGAGCGCCUAUGUUUUGCCGAGGUAUACUUUUGUGCCGUCAUCUCUUAGGGUUGGCGUGUUACUUGUUCGAUAUAGACCCAUCUCUUUGACGGAAUCUAUCCGAUAAUAGGAGGUCGAAACACUGAAAGGGCCGAGAGGCUCUCCAGGGAAGGUUCUACGUUGACAGUCGAAUGAUUCGGUCGUUCUUCGCUAGCAUUUAACAGAUCUACCUGCGAAUGCAACACUGCUUCUGCCCCUAAUAUCGCUGCUGCUCCAGCAGCGUUGUUGAAGGGCGCCAUAACAGUAGUUCAUGGGUCCUUUCGACUGAGACCUUCCUCUUGCUCUAGCUAGUCUGCGCCCCUUAGCAAUGGCAUGCCGCUCGUGUGUUUUCUUGCGGCCAGCGCCAUCGUCACAUAACUGCUGGUUUAGGAUAGCUGUGCUUGCCUGCUCGUCGUAGUGGAAACGAUCGUAUCUGUCGGUCGACUUUUUAUGUUAGCUGUUAAUUAAAGGUCAAAAAUGCCCUUCAAAUUGCCAGAGCCUUUACGUGAGCCGCCAGGCGCAUUGCUCGGUGGCCUGCGAGAGUCCUUAAUAGCCUCGUUAUCCUUCUCUAUGGAGGACGAUGACUCGAACUUCAUCGAUGUUGUCGACUAUCUUUUAUCUCCUGAUAAGGAUGGUUGUGUAAGCGACAGGGUUAUACAAAAAUACCUUACGCUCAAUCCCCAAGCAAAAGAGCAUUUAGUCGAAAUGCUCAAGCAGCUAGCCACGACGAACGUUGAAGAUCAUCGUUUUGAGGAUGCGAUUGAACCGCAAGCAGACAGCUGCACACACCACACUUCGGAGCACACAGAAGCGCGCAUCGACAAGGAUUUAAAGCAGCGUGCAUCGCGAAUCGGCUAUGUGCGAGUCGUCGGAGCCACUCCAAGAGCACUUCAGUUGUUGCAGGUGUCAAAUCGAGUCGUUGAAGGCGUGUCCAUCCUUAGUAAUGUACCACGCUAUAACGAAGAUAGCGAUUAUGAUGAUUUGCCCAUUAUAUCCAAUGUCUACGACGAGGUACUGAAAGCUGCGGAGGAUUUCGAGAAUAAUGGUGGAAUCCAGGUCACUGAGAACGAGCCUGCUGCAGGCGGAUGUAAAAAGAAAAGGAGGAAGAAAAGGAAAAACAACAAUAAGAAAAGGUCGCCUGAUCCCGAAGUUGAGCUAGAAAUUGAAUUAGAAGAGUCGGAAGAAGCUGAUGUCUAUCGUGAGAUGUAUCGUAUCGACGAAACCCUCGAGUUGUUUAGAAAGCCAUUGCAGCUGCCUGCUCCAAGCUUGAAGCAGCAACAAUUGUCUGUCUGUGAACGCUUGGGUGUAAGUCAGCAACAACACUCAAGGCUAAACGAAAAGGUUCAGGUUCAAGCAGAUAGUUUAAACACAAUCGCUUCAUACACUGCGGGUUUGAGUUCGGGCAUUGCUGCUGCAAACGCCCUUAAAUCGGAGGCGUUAUUUGACAAAGAGUUUAAAUUUAAGAGCGUCGGUCAACAAGAUACGAAGGUGGCGACAUGGGAUGAACUCAAAUGCCUCGUUUCAGAAGUGUUUCCCCAUGACUCGGAACUUAAAAAGGCAUUGGAUAACAAAUCGCAGAACUCAUUUGAGUUGUGGAAGUUCGUCGUGAAGUAUGGAAAAAUGUACAAGGACUUCGUUAGUGAGGUCCUUGAAAUGGUGAACGAGCUUAAAAAGGGACUUCACGAAGCGAUGGAUAUGCAGCGUGAGAAAACAACAGAAAUUCUCGAAUCUCACAAAAAGGAAAUGUGCAUCGUCGUCGAAAAGGCUCGUAUCGCUGAGGGCAAAAUUGAUUUGUUGGAAAAGGAGCUCGAUAGAAAUAAAAAACUUCUUGACGAUCAAAAAGUGAAGAUUUUUGGGCAAGACGAAGAGCUUGAAAAAUUACGAAAGGAGCACAUAACAAAGGAUAAGAAAAUCAAAGACUUUCAUAAUGUAAAAAAGUCGCUUAUUGUAGAGAAGAGCAAAGCCAAAGAUGAUGUGAAAAAGGUUACCGAAGAGAUGCGAGAAUUAAAAAGCGAAUUAGAAAAAGAAAGAAAAUUAAAUGAAACUCUCCGUGCCAAAGUCCGACGAGAGACAGAUCGUGUCGAGGACUUGGAAUAUAAAUUGCGCGAGUUGGAAAAUCAGCAUUACGACGACCAGACAGAGAUGGAAAAUUUACAAGAACGUAAUAACGUUCUUACAUAUAAGGUUGACGAUCUCCUUAAGGAGAUAUCCUACCUUAAAGAAAAGUUGGCUAAACCGGAAUCUUCAGUUCAACGAACAAAGCCUGUAGUGGCCACACAGGCGGAAAUUAGACAGCAGUUAAACCGAAGUCCUGCUUCAGAAGAAGUGAACAGUUGCUCAUCGUCCGGUAUCUUUACAGAAUCGUCAUCGUCUUCCUCGCUAGGAAGUAAAACAUCCUUUUCUGGAACGAAUUCAACUGUCGAAAGUCCUAAGGGCUGUUCACCUGUGCCGAACGGAGCGCCACGUGGUCACUGUACGAUAUUCAGAAACGAGCUUCAUUCAUUACUGGAUCCGGAGACUAGUAAUAGUGCGCUUUUAGCGCCCGAUUCUCGCGAUGAUGUUUUCGAUAAUACGAAUGUCGCAGAUUCUCGUGGUAACUUUUCUCGCACAAUUCGCAAGGGUGAUAAUGUACAAAUUCAGCGCGGAGUGAACCCACAAGACCAUGGAACUCGUGCAGACUUUUCUUCACCACCCUUUCGACCCGGGCAUCCUCAAGACGAUGUUAAUCUCUCACCAGGAUAUAAUCCGUGGGGACCGUCAAGUUUCGCUGGCUUCUCGAGUACAUCUUUAUUAGGUCGAAACGACGGGUGUUCAUCGUUAUUUAAUAUUUUGUCCUCUAACUCGGAUGGGCUGCCUGAGGGACGUACUAAUUUGACCUCCGCCCCUCCUGGAUUAGAAGGGAUAAAUGUUAGUUCAGGGUGUAGCCAAAGUGUCGGAAUGGCCAGCCCUCUUGAUAUUGACUUCAACAAUAAUCUGAGCAACAGCUGUGCAAGGCAGAGCGUAAUGGAUGUACCGCUUAAUUGCGGCUUAACGACAAAUACCGCAGGAAAUAGCAGCAGCACCCUCAGUAGGACCAUUAACGGACCAACGAUUAGCAGGCGACUGCCCGUUCGGCGCUUUCUUGACUUCUCUGAUCUGGACGCACCGUUCUAUUCCUGAGAGAGGGUAUGCAGUACACCGAUUAGGCAUAGCGUGAAGUGUACCCCGAUUUAUGUACAUACAGAAUGGCAAAUGAGAGCUCGAUAACCUGAUCAACAGAAUUCUAAAAUGAUCAUAAUUACUCGAUGUAGACGUUAAUAUAAACUCGAUAGUUUAGUUGGACCUGCGGGCCCGUAAACCUGCCCUCAAACUAGUUCAAAUGCUUCGUAAACAAUAUUCGUCUCAGCUCUGAGUAGUAAUGCUAUUAAAAGGGACAGAAUAGGAAAAAAAUUAAAAACUGACGUGAAAUAAGCUAUCGAGAGCAACAAGGUGCUCGCCUUCUACAGCCAGCUUCCCUUCGGCUAGAGAAAGCACUAGACUUUUUUGUAGACUAUUUCAACCUGUUCCUAUCUAGAAUGUAGAAAAGCAGAGGGCGACAACAGAGUAAAAGCCAUCCAUGUUUUGUAUUUUCUCUGGCCAGAAAACUUUCAGACAAUCGCCAGUGAAUAUGUCUCUUAUAUUCACUUUGCUAACAUACUCUGCUUGCACAAUCGUUAACGGACCAUAACUGUCAUGUUAAAAAUGGCUCGACAAGAAGCAACAACAGGAAGAAGGAGCGGUGUUUUUUUGUUUGCUUUUCAUGAGAAAAAGCGCUUUUCAGAUCUGGUGUUACUGCUUUAGCAAACAAGUAGUACCUUAGUUAACUUGGAUUAGAAUUCCUGGUUUGAUUGUUAGAACAAAUAUGGCAUAUGUUUUGUAAACAUUUGGAAGUCAAAUUGUCACAAUUGGAGCAGUCAUUCUAGUAUAGAUUGUCUAGAGGAUGUUCAUUCAAAUUUGAAUUAAUGAUUCGUUAAGAAUGUCAUUGAUAACAACGGGUUGAAAGAGCUGAAAGAAUUGAAAACAAGAACUGCACCAAAAGUUGUAAUAGCACGUGACGGGUGACGAUUAUAAUGUUCUGUAUGGAAGCACCAGGCGUUGACAAAUUUGCUACCGGCACACGUUGUUAACACGAAUAAACUAUUUUGAUAUUUAGAUAAACGUAAAACAAAACUGUGUAU
Varroa destructor (honeybee mite) is the source of this 4353-nucleotide messenger RNA. RefSeq lists its product as uncharacterized. The record is from RefSeq and is a predicted model, not a curated record. NCBI's taxonomy places the organism in Eukaryota, Metazoa, Arthropoda, Arachnida, Mesostigmata, Varroidae.